Molecule: messenger RNA, 246 nt
Organism: Danaus chrysippus (African queen)
Lineage: Eukaryota; Metazoa; Arthropoda; Insecta; Lepidoptera; Nymphalidae
Source: the annotation of a GenBank genome assembly
CUGCGGCCGGGCACGAGGGUUGAACGACCCUCCAUUUUCGCGUUAGUUCACUGUUACACAACUGUGACCGUCCGACGAGCACUCGGGGAAUAUACGAGCCUUGUAGUGAGGAGAGGAGAGGUACAACAAACACGAGCUAGGACAUAUGAUAUGGAGACCGGGGAUCCGUCAUCAAUGAUGAUGGACGCCGCUGAUACGACUCAUAAACAACGACAGAACGCUCUUCCUAAUACUGAUAUUAGAUAA